AUGAGCACAAACAACAAACGGCGUGGAGCUAGCGGUUCCAGUUGUUCUGUCCCCGGGGUGCCAGCCCUUGUGAACGCCCCGACCGCCAUGUCCGCUGAUUUAGCAUCCCUGUUCGAGUGCCCUGUGUGUUUCGAAUAUGUACUCCCACCUAUUCUACAGUGCCAGAGCGGGCACUUGGUGUGCUCGAGCUGCCGUCCAAAGCUGUCGUGCUGUCCGACAUGCCGUGGCCCGCUCGGCAACAUCCGCAACCUGGCUAUGGAGAAAGUUGCUAGCAAUGUCAUGUUCCCUUGUAAACACUCCAAUACUGGUUGUACAGUUACUCUCGUCCACACGGAGAAGGCAGAGCAUGAAGAAGCUUGUGAGUUCAGGCCUUACUCAUGCCCCUGUCCUGGCGCAUCUUGCAAGUGGCAGGGAGGCCUUGAUCAAGUUAUGCCACACCUCAUGAUGUCACAUAAAAGUAUUACUACUCUUCAAGGUGAAGAUAUAGUUUUCCUUGCAACAGAUAUAAAUCUUCCUGGGGCUGUAGAUUGGGUUAUGAUGCAGUCUUGUUUUAAUCAUCAUUUUAUGUUAGUUCUUGAAAAACAAGAGAAAUAUGAUGGACAUCAACAAUUUUUUGCCAUAGUGCAACUUAUAGGAUCUCGUAAGGAAGCAGAGAACUUUGCCUACAGGCUCGAGUUGAAUGGUCACCGCCGACGACUGACAUGGGAGGCAAUGCCACGAUCAAUUCACGAAGGAGUGUCAUCUGCCAUUAUGAACUCAGAUUGUCUUGUGUUUGACACAUCACUCGCACAACUAUUUGCAGAUAAUGGAAACCUCGGAAUCAAUGUCACAAUAUACCUGCCAAAUUAA
This is a messenger RNA of Arctia plantaginis, 849 nucleotides long. The record is from the annotation of a GenBank genome assembly. Lineage: Eukaryota; Metazoa; Arthropoda; Insecta; Lepidoptera; Erebidae.